AUGGCUGCGUCCACCAUGUCCGUCUGCUCCAGCGACGUGAGCUACGGCCGCCGGAUCUGCCUGCCCGGCUCCUGCGACUCCUGCUCGGACCCCUCCUGGCAGGUGGACGACUGCCCCGAGAGCUGCUGCGAGCCCUCCUGCUGCACCGCCACCUGCUGUAACUCCACCUGCUGCGCCCCCACCUGCUGUAACUCCACCUGCUGCGUCCCCACCUGUUGCACCCCCGCCCCCUGCCUGACCCUCAUCUGCACCCCAGUGAGCUGUGGGCCCAGCCCCUGCCAAUCUGUCUGCACCAGCUCCUGUGAGCCCUCCUGUGGCCAGCAGUCUAGCUGCCAGCCUGCUUGCUGCACGUCCUCUCCCUGCACGUCCUGCUGUGUGCCUAUCUGCUGCAAGCCCGUCUGCUCUGUGCCCACCUGUUGUGGGGUUUCCCCCUGCCAGGACACUUCCUGCUGCCAGCAGUCUAGCUGCCAGCCUGCUUGCUGCACAUCAUCCCCCUGCACGUCCUGCUGUGUGCCCAUCUGCUGCAAGCCCGUCUGCUGCAGGCCCUCCUCCUGCGUGUCCCUCCUCUGCCGCCCCGUGUGCAAGCCCGCCUGCUGCGUGCCCACCUCCUCCUGCUGUGUCCCCGCCUCCUCCUGCCAGCACAGCUGCUGCCGCCCGGCCUCCUGCGUGUCUCUCCUCUGCCGGCCCGCGUGCCCCCGCCUGGCCUGCUGUGGCCCCUCCCUGGCCCGGGCAUCCUGCUCGGGGCCACUGCUGCAGGGGACAGCUCUCCUCACACAGCCACCUCUGCUGGGGACCCUCAUCGCCCUGACCAAGGCCUUCUCAGAGCCACCUCCAGCUGGCACUGCCCCCCAGUCCUCCUGCCCGCCCCUCUGCUUCCACGGGGUGAUGACCUCCUCCGACGCAGCUGAGGACACGUCUCAGCUCGCCUGCUGGAAGGGUGAUGGGAGCCCGGGGCAGACACGAGUCACCCGCCACCCCGGCCGAGGCCGUCCUCGGUCGCUGAGAGCAGCCUCCCGCGCCCCAGGCAGGGCAGUGAGCUCGGCCUCGCUCACCUCCUGCCCCUCUCCCGCCAUGGCUGCAUCCACCAUGUCUGUCUGCUCCAGCAACAUGAGCUACGGCCGCCGGGUCUGCCUGCCCGGUUCCUGCGACUCCUGCUCGGACCCCUCCUGGCAGGUGGACGACUGCCCCGAAAGCUGCUGCGAGCCCCUCUGCUGCGCCCCCAGCUGCUGUGUUCCCACCUGCUGCGCCCCCACCUGCUGUAACUCCUCCUGCUGUGCCCCCACUUGCUGCACUCCCAGCUGCUCUGCCCCCACCUGCUGCGCCCCAUCCUGCUGUCCCCCCACCUGUUGCACCCCAGCCGCCUGCCUGACCCUUGUCUGCACCCCAGCUAGCUCUGGGCUAAGCCCCUGUCAAUCGAUCUGCACCAGCUCCCGUGAGCCCUGCUGCCAGCAGUCUAGCUGCCAGCCCGCUUGCUGCACGUCCUCCCCCUGCACGUCCUGCUGUGUGCCCGUCUGCUGCACGCCCGUCUGCUGCAAGCCCGUCUGCUCUGUGCCCACCUGCUGUGGGGUCUCCCUCUGUGAGGACACUUCCUGCUGCCAGCAGUCUAGCUGCCAGCCUGCUUGCUGCACGUCCUCCCCCUGCACGUCCUGCUGUGUGCCCGUCUGCUGCAGACCCUCCUCCUGCGUGUCCCUCCUCUGCUGCCCCGUGUGCAAGCCUGCCUGCUGCGUGCCCCCCUCCUCCUGCUGUGCCCCCGCCUCCUCCUGCCAGCCCAGCUGCUGCUGCCCGGCCUCCUGCGUGUCCCUCCUCUGCCGGCCCGCGUGCCCCCGCCUGGCCUGCUGCGGCCACACCUCAGCCCGGACGUCCUGCUGCUGA
This is a messenger RNA of Choloepus didactylus (southern two-toed sloth), 1872 nucleotides long. RefSeq names its product keratin-associated protein 10-6-like. Bases 1 to 1872 code for a protein of 623 amino acids. Lineage: Eukaryota; Metazoa; Chordata; Mammalia; Pilosa; Megalonychidae. The transcript is spliced from 5 exons. Gene Ontology annotation, cellular component: keratin filament. The record is from RefSeq and is a predicted model, not a curated record.